ACAUGAUAUGCACCGAGACGCCUUUUCCUCCCUGCGAGUACUAACAGCGCUGUCAAUGUCAUACAACGAGCUGAAUACAAUCAAGCGUCAGUAUUUCCAGAUGACAACACGGCUGAUAUCCAUAGAUUUGAGUAACAAUGCUAUUGAGGUAAUAGAAGACAGCGCUUUUAAGGAACUGGAAAAUCUACAAAAACUUCGCUUGAGCAGUAAUAAAAUCAAAGCGAUUAGUAAUACCACAUUCCAGAUGUUAACCGAACUGGAAAAACUAGAAUUACAAGAUAAUGACAUAGAAACCAUUGGAAACUUGGCUCUACGCGAUCUUCGGAAGCUGCGGUUUCUGUCAUUCAGCAGAAAUCGUCUAAAGACGCUUCCUGCCAGGCUCUUUGAUGGAUUAGAUUCACUAGAAGAAUUGCAAGCAAUUUCAGAGCAUCAUGUUCCAUCUAAUUGUUUUUCAUUAGAUAACAAAGUAAAACGUUUAUUUCAUUAUUUCAGUUCUGUAUAUUUUGGAGACACUGAAGUUUAUUGUAUCAUUUUUAGAUAUCUAUCAAGCAAUGGAAUUACUGAAAUCCGAUCCAGAACCUUCAACGAUAUACCAAAAGUGAAAUUCAUUGUUCUCAACAGAAACUUGGUGAGUCGAGUAGAAGUGCAAGCAUUCCAGUCUCUUCCUCUUCUAGAUAUAGUGUAUCUUGACGAAAACAAAAUAGGAGAACUACAGAAAAAUUGUUUCGGAAAUGGAACAAGACCUACAAAAUUAUAUUUGGGUUCCAAUCCACUGCGAUGUGAUUGUGGAAUGAAGUGGUUAAUGGAGUUUGUGAAAACACAUCAGAUCACUCUAGAAUUAGAAAACAGAGAGGGAGACUCUGUAGCCACACUCUGUAAUGAACCUGAGACUCUUAGAGGACGAAGUGUACACAGCCUUCCACUCACCAAUUAUCAUUGCGAUUGUCGAAUACCUGGGCAAAUGUACGAAGGGACUGAGAACAAAACCUCUAAAGGCGUUGUCUGCCAGUCCUGGUCAAAACAGAUACCACAUCGACAUGACUAUGACGUCCUAGGACAUAACCAAUCAAACUACUGUAGGAACUACGACCGCGAAAUCCCCUGGUGUUUAACUAAUGAUGCGGAUGUGAUGUGGGACUAUUGUCAGGUCCCUAUUUGUGACAACGUGUGCUAUGAUUUGAAGUAUUCGAGAUCUUUUGAUUUAUGCCCAGUUAAAAAAUCUAAUUGCAGUGAAGUAAAAGACUUCGUCAGAUGCCAUCUAUCCAGCGUGGAGAAAACAAACCAUACUUCGUGUUUUGAAUCAUUCAUGAUGGAGAGGGCUGUUGUUUCCAGUCUUGUUGAACAAAAUAUCAUAAGGAAGGAAUUAAGCUUGAAAUGCUUUCCAUCACCGUGUGCCGAUGAGCGAUUCCUGGAGGCGGCAAAAGUAAGGACAUACAGUGGGUUGAUGCCUUACAAUCAACACAUAUUUUGCUGGUCAGUGAUGCGCCUAAUCAAUACGGAGGUAGCAAACAUCAUGGUUACGAACAAAUCCACGUGCUAUGAACGAGAUAAAUUGAAGAUACUGAAAGUUAUACAAAAUGAUUUAAGAGGAAUAUUCGAUGACAAAAAAUUUCUGCUUUCUGAAUGUCCGUUAUCAGUGACAUAUGACGAAGUGACAGAGGAAGAAGAUGGCAUAACAAGGAAUCUGGAAGAAUUUAUUUUAACAAACCUCCAUUUCGUCAUCGGCGGAAUGGCUGGUUUCCUGCUGGUUAUUGCGGUGGUGGUGCUACUGCUUCGUCUCCGAUUUAAAAGAAAGAAAGAAGAAAAUACGCUGAAUGAAACCCACAACAACAGAGAAGCCCACAUUUAUCACGAUAUUGGCGAUAUGGAUGACAGUGACAUCAAACUAUAUGGAAUGGAAAAGCGUCAAGGGGAGGAAAGGCAUUCAUACAUUUCCCUUCAACCAAUUGUUGAACCUCCAGACAGGAAGCCGUCACAACAGGUUAUCGGAGAUACAACUAGUUCGUCUGUCUCGCAAACAGGAACUACUGCAUCUGCCAAACGAGAUACAUCAGCUGACGGUGAAUCAAUAAUGCUAGUAAAACGGGUGGGGUAAUUAUAUAUAGAAAUGUGUGGCAUAUAGGGGUGAAGGUCGUUAUCAGGAACAUAAAAGCAGGUGUAUAGUCCUUAUGAAGCUAUUUACAAUCACUUCAAACCAGCUUUGAAUCAAGUGACGUGGUUCGAAUUCUGUUCUAACGUCUUAUCACCGGUCUUGUGAAGUAUUGGACGACGAUAUUAAAGUGCUUUGAUGGAAAGUGACCAUACCCAGAUUAGACGCGAGCUAAACACAAGUUUACUCAGGAUAUUUCAAAGUCAAAGACAACGCUUCACUUGGUGAGGCCGGUUGACAAUGCUUCACUUCGUGAGGCCGGUUGGUGUAUCUUUUUGCUCUGGGUUUGUUUUUAUGCUUUUUUAUUUGUCAUCUUAUAACGUAGCAUUAUUUUCGUUAUUUUGUCUUCUUUGGGGGAAAUCAGAUUUUCAGUUAUUUAGCUUUGCAGGUACUUUGAUGUAAAUUGUAUUAGCUGAUUUCCCCCAGAAUCUUCUGUUGAAGAUUUCUUUCUUCAUUUGGUAUUGUAAUAAAUGACAAAUUUUCAAUCUCAAUCAC
This is a messenger RNA of Ostrea edulis (European flat oyster), 2644 nucleotides long. RefSeq lists its product as uncharacterized. The transcript is spliced from 18 exons. Gene Ontology annotation, molecular function: protein binding. The coding region runs from base 8 to 2095 and encodes 695 amino acids. The record is from RefSeq and is a predicted model, not a curated record. Lineage: Eukaryota; Metazoa; Mollusca; Bivalvia; Ostreida; Ostreidae.